Molecule: messenger RNA, 1653 nt
Organism: Penaeus indicus
Lineage: Eukaryota; Metazoa; Arthropoda; Malacostraca; Decapoda; Penaeidae
Exons: 5
Coding region: 1-1653 (550 amino acids)
Source: RefSeq, a predicted model, not a curated record
AUGGGGUACAGUUGGCGGACCCUGUAUCCAACCACCAGCUAUCACCGUGAGACGGUAACAAGGACUGUUACUUGCACAAUCCGUGGACGCAACUCAUGCUAUAUGCCACUCUGCUUCGACUCCUUCAGGAUGAUCCUGCCCAUCAGGGCGGCAGGUAACUGCCAGACACCACCGCCGCCUGAAACCUUCGAAAGAUCCGCCGCUCCGCCGCCAAAGGAUCCUCCUCCACACCCUCCUCCACCACCGCCUCCACCAACCUCCGAAUUUAUUGUUGGUGCCACUGUAAGGUGCUCACUCCCCGCAAAGGUAUCCGGCUUCCUCGCCCUUCUGCCAGCAGAUCCGCCACCGAAGCGAACCGACCGCUCCGCCGAACGAUCCUCCCUCCGAAGGAACCCCUUGCCGAAUGAUCCUCUACUACCCCUCCGCAUAUCCACGGCCACCGUCCUCCAAGCUGGCCCUUGGUCCGCUAGUAACUUGUACUUACUCCUCCAGAAGACCCCGCCACCGAAGGAUCCGCCACCACCUCCGAAAGAUGCCUCUCCGAAGGAUCCACCUCCCCCAAAGGACCACUGCCCCCUCCUCCUCCCCGAAGUUAUUGAACGGCUGAUUCCACCAGAGUAUCCUCCCCCACACAAGCCUCCGCCGAGGCAGCUGCUGAUAGGCGAACCGACCAGCAAGCCCAACCUGCCAACGCACUCCGUCUCUGAAAGCAUAGGGUAUCUGCCUUACCUGAGCUGCCCGGGCGGCUAUGCCCAUGAGGGGAGCCCGGCCUGUGUCGACAAUACCGACUCGCUAAUGUGUAUCCCUGGUGCUGACUUCGGAUUGAGCUUCUUCCUACCCCGCCGUUGUGCCAGCCACAGCAAAUGCAGUUAUUUCCCGCGGAGGGCGGCAGUAACUGCCACCCAAACCAAACCGCCGCCUGAACCACCGAAAAGACCCCCUCCGCCUCCGCCGCCAAAGGAUCCUCCUCCAGCCCUCCUCUCCUACCACCCGCCUCCGCUAGAGGCCUCCGAGUUAAUUUGGCUUGGGGGCCACUGUAAGUGUUGCUCCCUCCCCCUCAUCCCCCCCAAAGGAUCCUCUUCCUGCCGCCGAAACCACCAGGCCCCUUCCGCCAGAAGAUCCGCCAUCGAGCGACCACACCGGCCUCCUCCGAAGGAUCCUCUGCCACCCUCCGACAUAAUCACCCGGCCCCCGCCUCCGGAGCUGGCCCUUGUUGUCCCUGAUAACUGUACUUACUCCUCCAGAGGACCCACGCCCCCCCCCCCUCCGAAAAUCCUCCUCCAGGAUCCAACCUCCCCCCAAGGACCCACCGCCACCUCCUCCCUCCCUCCACCGAAGUAUUGGUUGGUCCUCUAUAACUGGUACUUAUUCCUCCUCCCCGCCACCUGUCCAGAACCUCCUCCAAAGGAUCCUCCCCGAAGGGGGAUCCUCCUCCUAAGGAUCUCCUCCGAAGGACCCGCCUCCUCCCCGACCUCCGAACUAUUAGUUGGGUCCCUCCGUAGGGACCGGCUAAUGCCACCAGAGGAUCUCCACCACCACCAGCCGGUCCGCCGAUGCAGCUGCUGUAGGCCCGAACCGACCAGCAAGCCAACACCACCACGCAACUCCGUUCUGAAAGCAACAGGUAUCUUUGCCUUCCCUGACUGUAAAUGA